GAGGGCUCGGGAAGACUGGGGGCCCAACUUAGCCUGGUUGGGACCGUGCGGAGCAGGCGGCGGCCGUCGUCACCAUCGGCUGAGCUGGCGAUGCAGCUCAGUGGCAAUUGAGAAGCGAAAGAGAACGCUUGGACUUCAGUGUCGGAGCAACUGGUCCAUAGCCGUCGUGACGAUACGACCACUGUCCAUAAGGAAUGUGAUCUCUAUGUGCAUCCUAAAUCCUCUUUUUGUGUGGGACACGCAAGUGAGAAUAUUAAUUGAGAGAGCAUAAAGAGACGCCAAGAGCGUACAUAGAGAGGCAACUUCGAAUAAGAAGAAGCCGCGGCUGGGCGUAAUAGUUUGUAAUCGAUGGGUUGAGAACGCAAGUGUCUUUUUUUUUCUUUCGAACCAAGGUGUUUAGCUUACCGAUGAGCCAUGCUGAAGGUAGUAGGGGCCUCGUGGCUGCAAACCCGCAUCUCCACUUACAUACUCGUUGCCGUAGCAAUGCUCGGCAUCGGGGCCAUCAUCCUCGGGGAGUUUGGCCAUGUGGAAAAUGAUGGAACUUACUCAGCGACUGUAACAUGGAAACGUAACGGUGGGUACCGUGUCGACUUUUGGGGACAAGGCAAUGAUCUUACAGCCAUACCACUUGGAGCAGCACGUGCUUAUUAUAAAACUGGUAUCUAUGAGACAGGAUGGUCCAUCAUUGAGAUUCAGACUUCUGAGGAAUAUCCGGAUAUGGUACAGGCUUAUGCGGCAGGACUCGUGGAAGGUAGUUUAACCUGGCAGCUCAUACAUCAUCAUUGGCGUAAUACAAUGCGCUCCGCGUGUGCACCAAGAGCUGCCAUUUGUCGGAAAAUGCGAAACUUUCUUCGUGAGAACAACGCAGCUGUCAGAGAACGUGCUGAAGUCCUAGCUGAUAAGGAUCCAUACUGGCAUAUGAUACGUCUAUUCUACGCGCAACUGGAUGGUAUGGAAGCUGGAUGGAAAUUCGCGGUUCGACGGAGCCGUCAAUCGGUUGAGAUUGAGUCGGAGGAUUUCCUUUGGCUUGCUAUGGCUUCCGAUUUGCCUGACCUGGAGCGUGCUCUCAAUGGUUCAGAUUUCAAGGAUAACUACAGAGGAAUGACGUUCCUGAAGUCACUGCCCAGGGAGCAUUUAGGACCUUUGAUCGCCGUAGCCCAGAACACAGCUGCACCAUACAAUAGAAUGCUGAGACUCCUAAAGAGAUACACGUUUGGUUAUCACGUUUCCACGGACAAGGACGCUGAAGUUGUAACUGGUCGCUCGGUUGUAAUGUCAUCUUAUCCUGGAGCAUUAUCCUCCCAGGACGAAUAUUAUCUGGUACAGGGAGAAGAGCGUGAAUUAAUAGUUGCGGGAACACCAUUGGUAGUAAGCAACAAAAGUCUAUGGUCCCAUUUAAGUCCGAAAAAACAGGUAAUGUCAGCUCCAAGAGUGAUGGCAGCAAAUCGUUUGGCACCGGAUGGACGUGCCUGGUCCCGUCUUAUAGCCCGACAAAAUGGCGAAACAUCCUCUCGCCAAUGGAUCGCAGUGGAGUCUCGUUUAAAUUCCAUCUUCCUGGUAGAACAGCUUCCAGGUCUAACGUGGGCUGCGGACUACACCAAGGAGUUCACAGAGAAUGGAUUUUUAUCCUGCGUUGGUAUUCCUGUUUUUGAACAGAUCAAAGAUAUAAACGGACGUUUGGAUAAUGAUAGCGAGACUUACUUGCUUACGAAAAGUAUGAAGGUAACCAUGCUCCAGAAGAACAUCACGACAGCCGAGGAGAUUGUAAGGAUGAUGCGGGGUUUCAUUCACGAGGACGACAGUCAGGUUAACUUAGAAACAGGUGAUUCUACUUCAAGUACAUCGGCUACAGAUUUUGAAUUGCAUAGGCUCCUCUCCUUCAGAGGUGACUUGGAGGAGCGAUCCAGACCCGUAGGUAUAAUCGAUACGAAAAUACUCCUGGUAGAUCUCGAUGGGUUAGAAAUGUUCGAGGCUACAUCAGGCCCGACCUUUUCUAACAACUGCCCAUCAUUUAAUUGGUCUAAGAGCUUUCCUAACAUCUCCCACGUCGGUCAGCCAGAUAUCUUUAAUUUCGACAGUGUAAGGCCAAUUUGGGUCUGGAUUUAAUGAUCUAGAUUAUCUCUAUCUCUGGGUUUGCCACGGUGCCACUAUUUAAUCUGAAAUUCAUAUGUAUAAAUGUUUAACUUUUGAUUGUAUGUAUACAGCUGGCUCAUAUGUAAACUUAACCGUGGCGAGUUUUUUUUUUCAAUAAAAAUAUUACAAAAAGAUA
Molecule: messenger RNA, 2269 nt
Organism: Cephus cinctus (wheat stem sawfly)
Lineage: Eukaryota; Metazoa; Arthropoda; Insecta; Hymenoptera; Cephidae
Gene: lama
Product: putative phospholipase B-like lamina ancestor
Exons: 7
Coding region: 415-2106 (563 amino acids)
Biological process (GO): phospholipid catabolic process
Cellular component (GO): extracellular region
Molecular function (GO): glycerophospholipase activity
Source: RefSeq, a predicted model, not a curated record